This is a messenger RNA of Acanthosepion pharaonis, 1374 nucleotides long. The record is from the annotation of a GenBank genome assembly. Lineage: Eukaryota; Metazoa; Mollusca; Cephalopoda; Sepiida; Sepiidae.
AUGAUGUACGCUGUCUUUCUUUUCAUACCUGCCUGUCUCAAUUCACAUUCUCUCAUUCCUUUACGAUGUACGCUGUCUUUUUUUCAUACCUACCUGUCUCAAUUCACAUUCUCUCAUUCCUUUAUGAUGUACGCUGUCUUUCUUUUCAUACCUGCCUGUCUCAAUUCACAUUCUCUCAUUCCUUUACGAUGUAUCCUUGUCUUUUUUUUUCAUACCUGCCAAUCUCAAUUCACAUUCUCUCAUUCCUUUAUAUGUACGCUGUCUUUCUUUUUUCAUACCUGUCUCAAUUCACAUUCUCAUUCCUUUCUGAUGCUCGCUGUUUUUUCAUACCUACCUGUCUCAAUUCAUUUCUCUCAUUCCUUUCGAUGUACGCUGUCUUUUUUUUCAUACCUACCUGUCUCAAAUCACAUUCUUCUCAUUCCUUUUCUUGAUGUCAAAUCCAUUCUUCAUUUUUUUUUUCAUACCCACCUGUCUCAAUUCACAUUCUCUCAUUACUAUUUAUGUCGCUGUCUUUUUUUCAUACCUACCUGUCUCAAAUCACAUUCUCUCAUUCCUUUACGAUGUACGCUGUCUUUUUUUUUCAUACCUACCUGUCUCAAUUCACAUUCUCUCAUUACUUUACGAUGUACGCUGUCUUUUUUUUCAUACCUACCUGUCUCAAAUCACAUUCUCUCAUUCCUUUAUGAUGUACGCUGUCUUUUUUUUCAUACCUGCCUGUCUCAAUUCACAUUCUCUCAUUACUUUACGAUAUACACUUUGUCUUUUUCAUACCUACCUGUCUCAAAUCACAUUCUCUCAUUCCUUUAUGAAUUACGCUGUCUUUUUUUUUCAUACCUGUCUCUCAAUUCCACAUUCUCUUCAUUCUUUCGCUGUCUUUGUAAGCUGUCUUUUUUCAUACCUACCUGUCAACUUUUCACAUUCUCUCAUUCCUUUAUGAUGUACAUGUCUUUCUUUUCAUACCUACCUGUCUCAAUUCAUUCUCUCAUUCCUUUACGAUAUACGCUGUUUUUUUUUACACCUACCUGUCUCAAUUCAUUCUCUCAUUCCUUUUAUGAUAUACGCUGUCUUUCUUUUUUCAUACCUACCUGUCUCAAUUCACAUUCUCUCAUUCCUUCUGAUGUACGCUGUCUUUUUUCAUUACCUACCUGUCUCAAUUCACAUUCUCUCAUUCCUUUUACGAUGUGCGCUGUCUUUUCUCAUCAUUUCCUACCUGUCUCAAUUCAACAUUCUCUCAUUACUUUACGAUGUCGCUGUUUUUUUUUCAUACCUACCUGUCUCAAAUCACAUUCUCUCAUUCCUUUUUAUGAUGUACGCUGUCUUUUUUUUUUUUUUUUUUCAUACCUACCUGUCUCAAUUCAUUCUCUCAUUCUUUAA